This is a messenger RNA of Penicillium concentricum, 1545 nucleotides long. RefSeq lists its product as uncharacterized. The transcript is spliced from 3 exons. The record is from RefSeq and is a predicted model, not a curated record. Bases 1 to 1545 code for a protein of 514 amino acids. Lineage: Eukaryota; Fungi; Ascomycota; Eurotiomycetes; Eurotiales; Aspergillaceae.
AUGUCAUACACAGUCCUACCGUUUGGUGCAACUAGCGCUUCCCAAAAGCGCGAGAACUACCCACUUCUCUUGUCAGACAUUGUCCGCGAUUGUACAGAUGCCAUCGAUUCACUCACGCUAUUUGAAGAACUUGUGUCUUCUCAAAAUCACGAAAACAAUGCGGCGGGAUUUAAAGCUUUUGACGGUCAUGUGGGAGAGACUGCAUGCCAUAUACGUGCUGGAAUACUACUGGAGAUUUAUUCCUUUUACCAAAAGGGACCUCAUACUGAAGUUGAGCAUCCAAGAAAAGAUUCACAAAUUUCUUCCUAUAUUGAACGACUGGAGGUCACACGAAAGAAUGCCCAAACCAUCUGCUCAAAACUCACUUCAGAAAACACAUGUCCGAGCAGGCUCGGUUUCGGCUCAAAGUUCGACGCAAUGGACAAGAUUAUUACAUCACUGGGUUGGAUAGAGCCCGGAGACCACCCAGCCUCCAACGAUUCCGAGGUUCCAGAGUGGGAUGUGGAAAAUCACCACAUUGUCAUUCGAUAUUUGAUUGGCAUGUUCAUAUUGGGGAAGUACAGACAGUGCUGCAAAUCACCUACCCAAAGCAUCGUGAUCCGUCUUCAGCCGAAAGAUGCCGCUGCCUAUGCCUCCCGGUUGAUUUCGGCAUUCUGGGAUCAAAAGAAUAGCCUAUACAAGACAACAGGAUCUAAUCGGUUGGAUGUCCGAUUCAAAAACCUUCAAAAAUGGAUAUCAGCUAUCUCAUGCUCUUGGGUCCGGAUCUGGGCAGCCAGGCUUUCCUUCUCUGAAGUUGCACAGAGGCUAGUCGACAAUUCGAUAAAGAAGUCCCCAAAAGGCCACCUUGUAAUCGCCGCAUACGUUGGAUUUCUUGUCUGCCGCCGUGCUUGGGCAGCAAACAAUUGGCCUGUGCUGUUAGUCGAUCGGCACUUCUGUUCUGAAGGCUAUCACCUGAACGCAUACAUAGCAACGCUCCAGGGGUCAAGAACACAACAAGAUCUGGGACACCACAUUAUCCCGGAACUUCACUGGGAGUUAACACCUGUGACGUUUGAUGAGCUUCAGGAUGCUACGCUGAGGAAUGUUCCGAUGAUUUGCAUCUUGGGUAACAGUAUUCAUGGUCCACACGAAGAAUAUAUCGCCAGAAUUUCCGAUGGACCGCCAGAGGGCAGUUCCAAGCCCCCUGAACCACCGCCUACACACGGUUCUUGUGCAGAAAACACAGAGCACCAGAAAAUCUUCAUUGGAAUGGAUCAUGAUCGCCUGUCUCAAGCAAUCCUUGCUGACCAUCGAGCCUAUCCUUUUCCAUUGUCAUCGCCCACAUCGGGAGAUGAUGACGGACUAUAUUUGUUGGAUAUCAUACGCUCCACUUUACCUAACGACCUCAUUGAUAAGUAUUUUCUCAGGUCAAGGUCGGAAGUUAAUAAUAUCGGAGGAGGAACAAAGGACAUGGGUACCUUCCGCUGGGAGCAUAUAUUUGCUGAACAUCCAGGGCGACUUGCAGAUAUGUUGCAGAGCGGCAUGGCUACCGGACUCUUUGCUUGA